GCCAGUACGAUCCAAUAGAGGAGUGCGUUGUGUUUUGCAUUUGUGCACGUGUGCGUGCUGUGUGUGCGUUCUGUGCCUGAUCAAUGGCUAAAAUGGCAGGAAUACCCGGCGUUGUAAAACCUAAAACGCAAAGAGGAAAGCGUUUUCUGGAAAACCGUGCGUCAAAGCUAGUUGAAAACACGAAGAGUGCGAUAUUCAUCCGAGGGUCCAACGCCAACAACACAGUGUUGAAAGCCAUGAGGAAUAUAUGUUCUCUAAAAAGACCUCAUUCAGUAUUCUUUAACAAGAAAAAUGAAAUGAAGCCAUUCGAAGAUCAGACAGCGCUUGAAUUCAUGACACAGAAAAAUGAUGCAUCGCAUUUUGUGCUUGGAACACACUCGAAAAAGCGGCCCAACAACUUGGUUGUCGGCCGGACGUACGAUGGACACCUUCUGGAUAUGUUUGAACUCGGAAUGGAAGAGUUUAAAGCACUGGAGGACUUCAAGAUUCCAAAAGUGCCUGUAGGCACAAAGCCCAUGCUGAUUUUUGCUGGUGAACAGUUCGAACAAAACAAGGAUCUUGAACGAUUGAAGAACUUCUUCAUAGAUUUCUUCCGAGGUGAAACAGCAGAGGCUAUAAGUCUACAAGGACUUGAGCACGUUAUCAUGUUCACGGCAGCGGAGAACAAGAUAACAUUGAGAAGCUAUAAGGUGCUGUUGAAGAAGUCUGGAACCAAGACUCCUCGUGUGGAACUAGAGGAAAUUGGCCCUCAUGCAGACUUAACCCUCAGACGAACUAAGAUUGCAUCUGAUGACUUGUUCAAGACGGCGAGAAAACAGCCCAAGCAGAACAAGGUCAAGAAGAAGAAGAACAUCGAGAAGACUGCGCUGGGUGCCACAAUGGGACGUAUUCACAUGGAAAAGCAAGACUUUGGCAAAUUGCAGACUAGGAAGCUCAAAGGCCUCAAGAAGACACCUGAAGAAAAGAAGGCAGCUAGGGCUGCCAGGAAAGCCACAGCAAGAGCUGCUGCCAAUCAAGACACAGAGAUGGCUGUUGAUACAUGAAGUGUCUCCCAAGUUUUUUGGAUGUAAAUACACAACAAUAAGCAUU
Molecule: messenger RNA, 1089 nt
Organism: Dermacentor silvarum
Lineage: Eukaryota; Metazoa; Arthropoda; Arachnida; Ixodida; Ixodidae
Gene: Non3
Product: ribosome production factor 2 homolog
Exons: 9
Coding region: 84-1043 (319 amino acids)
Biological process (GO): maturation of LSU-rRNA from tricistronic rRNA transcript (SSU-rRNA, 5.8S rRNA, LSU-rRNA); ribosomal large subunit assembly
Cellular component (GO): nucleolus
Molecular function (GO): rRNA binding
Source: RefSeq, a predicted model, not a curated record